Messenger RNA from Panicum virgatum (switchgrass), 1930 nucleotides. RefSeq names its product cytochrome P450 71A1-like. The transcript is spliced from 2 exons. The record is from RefSeq and is a predicted model, not a curated record. Gene Ontology annotation, molecular function: heme binding; iron ion binding; monooxygenase activity. NCBI's taxonomy places the organism in Eukaryota, Viridiplantae, Streptophyta, Magnoliopsida, Poales, Poaceae. Bases 152 to 1741 code for a protein of 529 amino acids.
GAGAAAAAAAUCACCCAAUCACCUUGACGAGCCGACUUGUCUGCGCACUCGUUUUUUUACUCUGACAGCAACAGCUGCCACUGUGUUGACUAUUCGAUUCGAUCACAAUCUCCCCUUCCUCUGAUCGAUCGGCCAGUCAGCAGCCACAGCCAUGGCCGCCUCGCUGGUGGCGCUGCUCACCGUGAGCCUCGUCGUGCCUCUCCUCUCCCUCCUGCUACUCGGCACCAAGAUGCCUCCCCGUCCGCAGCGCGCCUACGGAGCCACAAGGCUUCCUCCGUCGCCGCCGGGCGGUCUGCCGCUCCUCGGCCACCUGCACCGGCUGGGCCGCCUGCCGCACCGGGCGCUCCGGUCCAUGGCCGCGUCGCACGGCCCGGUCAUGCUCCUGCGCCUCGGCCGCGCGCCCACCGCCUUGGCAUCCUCGGCGGCGGCCGCGGAGGAGGCCCUGCGGUCCCGCGACGCGGCCUUCGCCAGCCGGCCCCGGAUGCCCAUGGCCGACCGCCUCGUCUACGGCUCCCGCGACAUCUCCUUCGCCGCCUACGGCGAGUACUGGCGCCAGGCGCGCCGCGUCUGCGUGCUCCACCUCCUCAGCCAGCGCCGCACCCGCUCCUUCCGCCGCGUCCGGGGGCAGGAGGCCACCGCGCUGGUCGCCCGCGUCCGCGCCGCGCCGGCCGGCGGCGUGGUCAACCUCAGCGACGCCCUCAUCUCCUACUCCAAGGCCGUCGUCACGCGCGCCGCGUUCGGCGACGGGGACUACGGGCUCGACGGCGACCAAGGGGGAGAGAAGUUGAGGCAGGUGAUCGCGGACCUGCAGGAGCUCAUCAUCGCGACGCCGGUGCGGGAGAUCGCGCCGUGGCUUGGGUGGGUGGACACGUUGACCGGGCUGGAGGCCAAGACCAGGCGCACCUUCCAGGCCAUCGAUGGCUUGCUCGAGCGAAUCAUCGCGAACCACCGGAGCCGCCGUCUCGGUUGCCGGCACGUUCUUGCCGACGGCGAGGCCGACGACGACCACCGCGAUUUCGUGGACGUGCUGCUGGAUGUGAACGAGAUGGACACGGACACCGGGCUCCGGCUCGACACGGACAACAUCAAGGCAAUCAUCACGGACAUGUUUGUCGCCGGCACUGACACCUCGUACACGGUGCUGGAAUGGGCCAUGGCGGAGCUCCUGAACCACCCACAAGAGAUGCGGAAGCUCCAGGGCGAGAUCCGCGCCGCUGUCGGCGCCACCGGCGACGUAACGGAGGACCAUCUCGACGGCAUGCCGUACCUCAAGGCGGUGAUCAGCGAGACCCUCCGGCUGCACCCUCCGGCGCCGCUCCUCCUGCCCCGCGAGACGACGGAGGACACGGAGCUGCUGGGCUACCACAUCCCGGCGCGCACGCAGGUGGUGAUCAACGCCUGGGCCAUCGGCCGGGACCCGGCGUCGUGGGAGCGCGCGGAGGAGUUCGCGCCGGAGCGGUUCGCCGGCGGCGCCGCGCCGCCCAUGGACUACGCCAAGGUGGGGCAGGACCUGCGGUUCCUGGCGUUCGGCGCCGGGAGGCGAGGGUGCCCUGGGGCCGGGUUCGCCGCGCCGUCGGUGGAGCUGGCGCUUGCGAACGUGCUGUAUCACUUCGACUGGGCGCUGGCGGCGACGCACGGCCGGAGGAGGCCGCCGGUGUUGGACAUGAGCGAAGCGUACGGGCUGACCGUGCGGCUCAAGGAACCGCUGCUCCUUGUUGCCAAACCAUGGAGUGGCCUGUGAAUGAUUCGACGCAUUUCGAGAAUGUACAAUGCCGUGGAUCGAUCGUGUGUUGAAUCGAGACUUUUCUAGUACUAGUUGCUUGAAACGAAAAUUGAAGGGACUUUAGGUGCUUGUGCCGCCAGUUCUUUAUCAUCCGCCUUCGCACAUAGUAAAUAAUUGGUUGAUGAAAUUAGAUCAAAUUUUGAUAGA